CUUCAGGCCGGCGUACCCUGCUCAGCUCUUGGGGGAAUAAGAAGUUUAUCGGGGAGGGACUGAGCAGAUUAAGGGAGUAGUAGAGCAGCGGCCGGGUCGAGAGGGUGGGAACCACCACCUCCUCGACCGCCUUCCGGCCAGAAAGGCGGUUCGCAAAGACCGGUGCGACAGACAGAGGUGGCCCUGAAGUGUCCAGAGAGCCCGAGCGGUGAUGGUCACUGAGUAAGUGACACCGGUCAGAGCCCGGCCAGUUUAUGCACGACAGGGAUGCUAGCAUUUAGGAAGGCAAGGAGGAAACUCAGGAUGGGGACCAUUUGCUCCCCCAACCCCAGCGGGACAAAGACAGCGCUGGAAGUCUGCAACGCCGACUGGAUGGCCUCGCUCCCCCGUCGCCUCCACAACGUCCCCCUUUCCAAUCUGGCAAUCCCAGGCUCCCAUGAUUCAUUCAGCUACUGGGUAGAUGAAAAGUCCCCCGUGGGGCCCGACCAGACCCCAGCUAUCAAACGCCUGGCCAGGAUCUCCUUGGUGAAGAAGCUCAUGAAGAAAUGGUCUGUGACUCAGAACCUGACCUUUCGAGAGCAGCUGGAAGCUGGAAUCCGCUACUUUGACUUGCGUGUGUCUUCUAAGCCAGGGGACGCUGACCAGGAGAUUUACUUCAUCCAUGGGCUUUUUGGGAUCAAAGUCUGGGAUGGGCUGAUGGAAAUAGAUUCAUUCCUUACACAGCACCCCCAAGAGAUCAUCUUCCUGGAUUUCAACCACUUCUACGCCAUGGAUGAAGCCCACCACAAAUGCCUGGUUCUCCGGAUCCAGGAGGCAUUUGGAAGCAAGCUGUGCCCAGCCUGCAGUGUGGAAAGUCUGACUCUGCAGUCCAUGUGGGAGAAGAAGUACCAGGUUCUUAUUUUCUACCACUAUCCCUUGUACAAGCAUUAUUCCUUCCUGUGGCCUGGAAAGAAAAUUCCUGCACCCUGGGCAAACACCACGAGUGUGCGCAAACUAAUCCUCUUCCUGGAGACCACGCUGAGCGAGCGAGCCCCGCAGGGCUCCUUCCACGUCUCCCAGGCCAUUCUCACUCCCCGAGUGAAGACCAUCGCCAGAGGCCUGGUUGGUGGCCUCAAAAACACUCUGGUUCACAGAAAUCUUCCUGCAAUCCUGGACUGGGUGAAAAUUCAGAAACCUGGAGCCAUGGGUGUCAACAUCAUCACGUCUGACUUCGUGGACCUGGUGGACUUUGCCACAACUGUUAUUGAGUUGAAUGACCUUCUACAAGAGGACAGAUCAUUGGCUAAAUGUUGAUUUAGUUUUUUGUUUAACUUAAUGUUGAAGUUGUUGAUUCAGGGUAGAGUUCUGAAGGGUUUCCUGUUAGGAUGGCCCCUAGUCACUGAUGGUGAAGUGAAUAAGGAGGAUAAGGGCUUUUUCUUUUCCUUCCUCGCAGGGC
Octodon degus (degu) is the source of this 1435-nucleotide messenger RNA. RefSeq names its product phosphatidylinositol specific phospholipase C X domain containing 2 (gene Plcxd2). The transcript is spliced from 4 exons. Gene Ontology annotation, biological process: lipid metabolic process. Gene Ontology annotation, molecular function: phosphoric diester hydrolase activity. The coding region runs from base 268 to 1293 and encodes 341 amino acids. Lineage: Eukaryota; Metazoa; Chordata; Mammalia; Rodentia; Octodontidae. The record is from RefSeq and is a predicted model, not a curated record.